Messenger RNA from Quercus lobata, 792 nucleotides. RefSeq lists its product as uncharacterized. Bases 1 to 792 code for a protein of 263 amino acids. NCBI's taxonomy places the organism in Eukaryota, Viridiplantae, Streptophyta, Magnoliopsida, Fagales, Fagaceae. The transcript is spliced from 2 exons. The record is from RefSeq and is a predicted model, not a curated record.
AUGUCGUUGGCCCGACUCCCCGUUGAAGCUAACGACCGGGAGUCCAAGAGGGCUAAAGGGAUGACCAUACCCCUAAUCGGAUUCUCGGAUGAGGAUAAACUAGGAACCCUCCAGCCCCACGACAAUGCUCUAGUCGUCACGCUCAGGAUUGGAGGAUAUGACGUGAAGAGGGUGCUAGUCGAUCAGGGUAGCGCCGUGAAAGUAAUGUACCCCGACUUGUACAAGGGGCUGAAGUUGAAACCAAAGGACCUGACGGCAUACGACUCCCCUUUAGUGAGUUUCGAAGGGAAAACCGUCAUUCCAAAAGGCCUGAUUAGGCUGCCUAUACAAACAGGCUCGGACAUAGUGGAGGUGGACUUUAUAGUGGUAGACUCUUACUCCCCCUAUACCGCCAUUGUAGCCAGACCGUGGCUUCACGCCCUAGGGGCUGUGUCAUCAACCUUACACCAAAAGGUGAAGUAUCCAUCGGAGGGUCGGGUGAAAGAAAUCGGCUCAGAACUGCUGCCCCAAGAGAAGGAAACGCUGAUUGACUUUCUCAGACAGAAUGUGGACGUAUUUGCAUGGGACACCUAUGAGACUCUGGUGGUCGAUCCAAAUUUCAUUUGCCACCACCUUAAUGUUAGCCCGGCCGUGACACUUAAGAAGCAACCUCCUCGGCGACCGUCGAAAGAGCAUGCAGAUGCUGUGAGAGAAGAGGUGAUGAAAUUGAAGAAAGCAGGGGCUAUCAAAGAGGUAUUUUACCCCGAGUGGCUGGCCAACACAGUCGUGGUGAAGAAGAAGAAUGGGAAAUGA